This is a messenger RNA of Maylandia zebra (zebra mbuna), 2209 nucleotides long. It is a transcript of the gene slc23a1, whose product is annotated as solute carrier family 23 member 1. Gene Ontology annotation, biological process: transmembrane transport. NCBI's taxonomy places the organism in Eukaryota, Metazoa, Chordata, Actinopteri, Cichliformes, Cichlidae. Gene Ontology annotation, molecular function: transmembrane transporter activity. The record is from RefSeq and is a predicted model, not a curated record. Gene Ontology annotation, cellular component: membrane.
UCUAAAACUGAACUUUCUUUCUCUGUUUGCUGCUCGAAGUCAAACAGCCGCAGGUGAAAUGGAAGUCGACAUUCAGAGUCAUGAGGGGAGGGGCUACAAACCCAAUAAACCUAACCUGCCAAGGACAGAAGAGAGCAAAAAGAGGCAACCAAUGGAUGCGCAGAGGGUGGGGUCAGACAUGAUUUACACCAUUGAAGAUGUCCCACCAUGGUACCUGUGUAUUCUACUGGGAUUACAGCAUUACCUGACGUGCUUCAGUGGUACAGUGGCUGUGCCGUUUCUUCUGGCUGAGGCCAUGUGUGUUGGUGGAGACCAAAGCACCAUCAGUCAGCUGAUUGGAACCAUUUUCACGACUGUUGGAAUCACGACUCUCAUCCAGACCACCGUGGGUGUCAGACUUCCUCUCUUUCAGGCAAGUGCGUUUGCGUUCCUCAUUCCUGCUCAGGCAAUCCUCAGUCUGGACAGGUGGAGGUGUCCCAGUGAAGAGGAGAUUUAUGGGAACUGGAGUCUUCCCCUGAACACCUCACACAUCUGGAAGCCUCGAAUCAGAGAGAUUCAGGGUGCCAUCAUUAUGUCCAGCCUGGUGGAGCUCGUGAUUGGUCUGUGUGGGUUACCUGGGUUACUGCUGGAGUACAUCGGCCCGCUCACCAUCACGCCGACCAUCUCACUGAUCGGCCUCUCAGUCUUCACAACUGCUGGAGACCGAGCUGGGUCCCACUGGGGCCUCUCAGCACUGUGUAUUUUGCUGAUGGUGCUGUUUGCUCAGUACCUAAGGGCGACAUCACUUCCUGUUCCUGUGUAUAGCAGGAAGAAAGGCCUGAGGGCCACCAGAGUGCAGAUCUUCAAGAUGUUUCCUAUCAUCCUUGCCAUCAUGUUGGUGUGGUUCGUCUGUUAUGUCCUCACUCUGACCGACCUGUUGCCAAGAGACCCUGAUCGCUAUGGACACAAAGGUCGCACUGAUGCCCGAGGGGACAUCAUGACACUGUCGCCCUGGUUCAGGAUGCCUUACCCAUGCCAGUGGGGGUUGCCUGUGAUAACGGUUGCUGGGGUGUUGGGCAUGCUGAGUGCGACGAUGGCGGGCAUCGUGGAGUCAAUUGGAGAUUACUAUGCUUGUGCUCGCCUGUCUGGAGCCACGCCCCCUCCGAUCCAUGCAAUCAACAGGGGGAUUUUCAUAGAGGGCGUGUGCUGCAUCAUUGCAGGUCUGUUAGGGACAGGAAACGGCUCCACCUCCUCCAGUCCAAAUAUAGGUGUCCUCGGCAUCACCAAGGUGGGUAGCAGGCGGGUGGUGCAGUACGGUGCCGGCAUCAUGUUUGUCCUGGGAACCGUCGGCAAGUUCACAGCUCUGUUUGCCUCGCUGCCCGACCCGAUCCUGGGAGGAAUGUUCUGCACGCUCUUCGGUAUGAUAACAGCUGUCGGCCUGUCAAACCUGCAGCUGGUCGAUUUAAACUCGUCCAGAAACCUGUUUGUUCUUGGGUUCUCCAUGUUCUUUGGUCUGACACUGCCGACGUACCUGGACACGCAUCCCAACUCCAUUCAGACAGGUGUUUCUGAGCUGGAUCAGAUCCUCACCGUUCUUCUCUCCACUGAGAUGUUUGUUGGAGGUUUUCUGGCGUUCUGUCUUGAUAACACAAUCCCUGGCACCAGAGAGGAGCGAGGGCUGGUUAAGUGGAACUCCUCCUCUUCCUCCUCCUCUUACUCCACCUACGACCUUCCCUUUGUCAUGCCCGUGCUCAGACGCACUCGCUGGCUCCGGCGGUUCCCCAUCAGCCCCACCUUCACAGGUUUCAGGGCAUCUGAUGACCCACCCCCUCUGGAACAGGAGGAAGGUGACGACGAAUUGCCAAGCACCAAGUUGUGAAGAUGAUGUCAUCAAUCUCACCUGACAGCUGUUGGGACCAGUUAGAUUUCAAACCAAUCAGUGUUUCCAUUAAUCAAUAUGACAAGAAGUUUGUGACAUCACCUCCUGUUCCCAUAACUAAAGCCCCUCCCACAGCGUGGUCUUCCAGUCCUUGAGUUUAAUUUCCUCCUUAUGAGCUCAACCUGACACUUUGCAGAUGUUCCAGAUGUGUAAUGACUUGCAGUCAGCUAACUGAUUGGAUGGAGCGAAAGGAAGCUGCCAUCCACAAAUACCUUCAAAAUAAAAGCAGUUCUUCUGUGAGACUGAAUCUCUUCCCAUUCAGUCUUUCAAAAUAAAAGCUAAAUAAAAGUG